CUUCCCAAAAGAAAUCCUAUUUUUUUGGGGGAUGUGAAAUGCAUGAAUAAAGUGUUUUUGGAGGUUACGAAAUUGUUGCUGACAUACGACCACCUCUACGACAUGGAGAUCGCCUUUGUGGAACUACUCUUCGUCAUAGCAACUAUUCUCAUUCCUAUUGAAUUAAAUGCAGCUGACAUUUAUAGAGCACUGGCGGGUCCUAAAUCACUAACAGAUUAUGGAGUUUGUUAUCACGGAGAUGAAAAUGGUAAUCAUGUCUUGAUAGAGCCCGGAACUUUGUUUGAAGUAGCAAGAGAUGAUCGAUUUAUAAUUGGAAUAUUUAUUAUUGGCCAGACGGGUAUUUAUCCAAUAUUUGAUUCUCGAAAACAACAGAUUUUCCUAAACUUAUUCAACAAGCCUGUUUAUAUGACACCAGAAUUACAUGGAGAAUAUGCUCAUCGGUUUGUAAACAAUCGCCCGCGCGAUCUUUCAUCUGAUCCGAGACCCAAUAAGAGAUUGAGACACCAGUUUGCAUAGGCAAAAAAGCGGUAAAAAGUAAAAUUAUAGAAUA
Molecule: messenger RNA, 550 nt
Organism: Belonocnema kinseyi
Lineage: Eukaryota; Metazoa; Arthropoda; Insecta; Hymenoptera; Cynipidae
Exons: 3
Coding region: 43-516 (157 amino acids)
Source: RefSeq, a predicted model, not a curated record